Osmerus eperlanus (European smelt) is the source of this 3239-nucleotide messenger RNA. RefSeq lists its product as uncharacterized. Bases 154 to 2838 code for a protein of 894 amino acids. The record is from RefSeq and is a predicted model, not a curated record. NCBI's taxonomy places the organism in Eukaryota, Metazoa, Chordata, Actinopteri, Osmeriformes, Osmeridae. Gene Ontology annotation, biological process: RNA processing. Gene Ontology annotation, cellular component: nucleus. Gene Ontology annotation, molecular function: RNA binding. The transcript has 24 exons.
CAUCCUUAACCAAAACGACAUACGCUUCAGCGGCUCGUUUCUUUCGUUCAUUGGCUAGGUUGUGUUGACAUCAUUUUUCCGCGAUGUCCAUUUUUGUCGUAAUGAAAAUGGUGGAGCAAUAAUAAACGCAUUGAACACUUCUAAGGACUGAGCAUGGCAGACAAAAAAGGGAAACCUGUCAGUGUCAAAAGAAGUUUAACAAAGAAAGAACAAGAAGAUCACAAGAAAAAGGAACAAGAAAAAGCAGCUGAAGUUUUUGAGGAAUUCCUAGCAUCUUUUGACACUAAUGACAAGAGUGGGGUGAAAACCUUUGUUCGUGGAGGAAUCGUGAAUGCUACUAAAGAAGAGGAAGCAGCAGAGGUGAAGAAGAACAAGCUUUACAGACCGUCCACCAAGUUUGUGCCACAGAAUGUCUCACCUGUGCAAUCCGAUUUCCGAAGGCCUAAUACUAAAAAGAAGACAGAGGAGAAGAAAAAGAGCAACCUUGAACUUUUUAAAGAAGAACUUAAACAAAUACAAGAAGAGCGUGAAGAAAGGUACAAACGAAAGAAAAAUGAACCCGGAGGUGGAUAUGGAGAUGUGGAACUACCAUUAUCCCGUCGAUCAAUAUUUGAUGAUGACCCAGCAGUGCCAAACACAACCAACCUUUACAUUGGCUGCAUUAAUCCAAAGAUGAAUGAGGAGAUGCUCUGCAAAGAGUUUGGCAAGUACGGCCCGCUGGCGAGCGUGAAGAUCAUGUGGCCUCGCACGGACGAGGAGCGCACCAGAGUCACCAACAGAGGCUUCGUGGCCUUCAUGACCAGGAAAGACGCUGAGCGAGCUCUGGCUGCACUCGACGGUAAAACAGUUAUGGGUUUCGAAAUGAAACUGGGAUGGGGGAAAGCGGUUCGGAUCCCUCCCCAGCCUCUCUACACGCCCAUAGGGGUUCUCAAAAUGGCCACUCCUCCACCCCCUUCUGGUCUGCCCUUUAAUGCUCAGCCACGAGAUCGCUUCCGUAACGACUUCACCAAGCCCUGGGGCAGGUCAAAGGAGGAGUUUGACAAGACUCUGUCCGAAGCCGUAGUCAAAGUGGUUAUCCCAACAGAAAGGAAUCUGUUGGGCCUCAUUCACCGGAUGAUAGAGUUUGUGGUGCGUGAGGGGCCAAUGUUUGAAGCCAUUAUCAUGAGCAAAGAGAAGAACAGCCCAGACUUCCGCUUCCUGUUUGACAACAAGAGCCAAGAUCACGUGUACUACCGCUGGAAACUGUACUCCAUUCUCCAGGGCGAGUCCCCCAGCGAGUGGAGGACCACGGACUUCCGAAUGUUCCGGGGGGGCUCCAUCUGGAGGCCCCCCCUGCUGAACCCCUAUCUCCACGGAGACGAGGAGGGGGCGGAGGAGGACGAGGCCGCGUCCCAGGAAGAGGAGGAGCUGAAGAAGGGGCAGCUGAAGGCUGAACAUAGAGAGAGGCUGGAGACCCUGCUGAGGGGACUCAGUCCUCGGAGGGAUGAGGUUGGCGACGCAAUGCUGUUCUGCCUGGAGAGGGCAGAGGCUGCAGAGGAGGUGGUGGGCUGUAUCGCUGAAUCACUCUCUCUUCUCCAAACGCCCUUGCAGAAGAAGAUUGCCAGAUUAUAUCUGGUGUCAGACAUCUUAUACAACUCCUGUGCCAAGGUUUCCAAUGCCUCCUAUUAUCGCAAAUUCUUUGAGACAAAGUUGCCACAGAUAUUUGGGGACAUUAGUGAAGCCUACAGGAACAUCCAAGCCAGACUGCAAGCUGAACAGUUCAAGCAAAAGAUAAUGUGCUGCUUCAGGGCCUGGGAAGACUGGGCCAUCUACCCCGAGUCCUACCUGAUCCAGCUGCAGAACAUCUUCCUGGGUCUGGUGAAAGCCGGAGAGGAGGUGAUCGUCCGACCAGAGGUGGAGUCCCCUGACCUGGACGGAGCUCCGUUGGACGGGCUGGCGCUAGACGGAGCCCCCCUGGACGGAGCCCCCCUGGAUGACCUGGACGGCUGCCCCCUGGGCUGGGACCCCUCCUCCCUGGACGGGGUUCCUGUGGACGACAUAGACGGGGUGCCCCUGGGGGUCCCCAUAGAUGACAUUGAUGGAAUGCCUCUGGACGACAGCAGAAACGCCCUUCACUCCAAGGUGGCUCUUUCUAAGUGGGAGAGGGUGGAUGAUGCUGAGGCUCUGCCCCUAGCCAAGACUGAAUCGAAAUGGGACACCGUGGGCGAGCGAGACUCUGGGGAUGAAAGGAAUGCAAGUGGUAACACCAAGGAUGGGGACAGGGAUUCGGAGGAGGACAGCAGCGACGACUCGUCCAGUCCAUCCAAGUACGACAGCGUCGACUUCAAGAGCUCGCUGAGCAGCUUCCAGAUGUCCGAGAGCAAGAGGAGCCGACUGCGGGAGCUGGAGGUGAAGGUUAUGAAGUUCCAAGAUGAGCUGGAGUCAGGGAAGAGACCCAAGAAGUCUGGCAACUUGCAACAACAGGUGGCCACGUACAGGAACAAGCUGCUGCAGAAGGAGUUCGACAAGGACGACCAGGAGAAGAAAGAAAGGUCGGCACAGAAGUCUAAAGAACGCUCCAAGAAGGAGGAGCGGAGGGACAAGGUGGAGGAGAGCGGGAAAGGACGAGACAGAGAGACACGCCGAAGAAGUCAAGACCGGGACAGAAGCAGGGGGCGGAGUAAAGACUCGGAGGAGAGGACCCAGAAGUACAGAGGCGACUCCCCCUCCAAAACAAAGUCCAAGUCGCCCAAAAGGUCAAAGAGGUCACGGUCGCCCUCGCCUGCCAGGAAGGUGUGGCGGUCGAGUUCCCGCUCGCCACACCGCUCCCACAAAAAGACGAAGAAGAGCAAACACUGAUCCUCAGCCUUGGACCUCACACACCCUCCCCCUCCUGCCCACCUCUAGCUCUGAGGCAGCCAGGCAACACCAUGGACUGGCCCUUCACUGAGGCAGAGCCACAUGCUUCUCUCCCACAAUACCUUUGGACUGGCUCUCCAGACCGACUGACAGCUGUUUGUUCUCCCUCCUGUACCCAUUUCCUGACUGGUCCAGUCAAGAGUUGGCACAUUUUUGUAUGAUGAAGUUUGAACAUUAUUUGUACAGUUUUGUUUUAUUGCUUGUUUGUAAACUCCAUUCAGUCAGUUUAUUGCUACCAGUCCCUGAGAUUUCACGAUAAAUCCCUCUUGGUGAUGUCUGUGUUGUCCAGAUUCCUGUUUGGUAAUUGGAAAGUCUAAUAAAUGAAAGAUCUACACUCCUGA